This is a messenger RNA of Dovyalis caffra, 1374 nucleotides long. Lineage: Eukaryota; Viridiplantae; Streptophyta; Magnoliopsida; Malpighiales; Salicaceae. The record is from the annotation of a GenBank genome assembly.
AUGAAGUGCAUAAAAACACCUAAAAUAAUUCUAGUUCCAUAUCCAGCGCAAGGUCAUGUCACUCCCAUGCUCAAGCUGGCCUCAGCCUUUCUUAUCCAUGGUUUCGAGCCAGUGAUGGCCACCCCAGAAUUCAUCCACCAAAGGAUCAUAUCAAACAUCGAUCCUAAGUCCAAUAUUUCAUGCAUUUCAAUACCAGAUGGGUUGGAAAUGGAUAAGCCUCGUGACUUCUUUGCUAUUGAGAAGGCUAUGGAAAUCAACAUGCCAAUUCACUUGGAGGGUCUAGUUCAGAAAUUCAAUGAAGAUGGUGAAGUGGUGGCGUGCAUGAUUGUUGAUUUAUUAGCAUCGUGGGCUAUUGAAGUUGGCCAUCGAUGUGGGGUUCCUGUGGCUGGAUUUUGGCCUGCCAUGCUUGCCACAUACCAGCUGAUUGCAGCCAUCCCUGACAUGGUUAGAACCGGCCUUAUUUCUGAUACUGGAAGUCCUCAAAAUCUAGGUCCUUUAUGCUUUCUACCUAAUCAACCUUUGCUAUCUAGUGAAGAUCUUCCAUGGCUAAUUGGGACUCCAACUUCAAGGAAAGCAAGGUUCAAGUUCUGGACAAGAACCUUAGAUCGAUCAAGAAAUCUUCCAUGGCUACUUGUGAAUUCCUUUCCAGAGGAAUGCGUUGAUCCUGACAAAACACAAAAUGGUGCAUGGCCAGAGAAGUCUAUGAAUCAACCACUUACUAUCCAUGUUGGAGCUUUGAUUAAGCAUGCACUAGUUAGAAACCCUAGCUUAUGGCAAGAAGAUAUGAGUUGCCUGCAAUGGCUAGACAAGCAAAAGCCUAACUCGGUUCUCUACAUUUCAUUUGGAAGUUGGGUUAGCCCAAUUGGAGAGGGGAAAGUGAAAAAACUUGCAUUGACGCUUGAAGCUAUGGAGCAACCUUUUAUUUGGGUGCUAGGGCCUACAUGGCAAGAUGGGUUACCUUCAGGAUAUAUAGAAAGAGUUUCAAAGCAAGGUAAAGUGGUGUCAUGGGCACCACAAUUAAAGGUAUUGCAACACAAGGCUGUAAUGUGUUAUCUCACACAUUGUGGAUGGAAUUCAACAAUGGAAGCAAUACAAUGCCAAAAAUGUCUUAUAUGCUAUCCAGUUGCUGGAGACCAGUUUGUUAAUUGUGCCUACAUUAUCAAGAAAUGGAAAAUUGGAGUGAGGAUCAAUGGAUUUGGGCAAAAAGAAAUGGAGCAAGGCUUGAGGAGGGUGACGGAAGAUAUAAAGAUCAGCAACAGGGUAAAGAGACUGCAUGAGACAACCAUGGGAGAGGAGGCCGGUUUAAUAAUGAUGUCAAAUGUCACCACUUUCGUUGGUGAUUUCAAGAAGCAAACAAAUGGAUUUCCUUAUUGA